Molecule: messenger RNA, 3321 nt
Organism: Oryza brachyantha (malo sina)
Lineage: Eukaryota; Viridiplantae; Streptophyta; Magnoliopsida; Poales; Poaceae
Product: small RNA 2'-O-methyltransferase
Exons: 9
Coding region: 256-3114 (952 amino acids)
Biological process (GO): RNA methylation; piRNA processing; siRNA processing
Cellular component (GO): cytoplasm; nucleus
Molecular function (GO): O-methyltransferase activity; RNA methyltransferase activity
Source: RefSeq, a predicted model, not a curated record
ACUCCUUUCCCCCGCUUCUUCUUCUUCUUCUUCCCUAAACCCUCCACUCCACUCCACUCCACGGGAUACCCAAACCCCACGACUCCUCGAAUCCUCCUCGUCUCGCUCCCGAUUUCCUCCGGGGGUUUAGCCGCCUCCCCGAAUCCGGCGACCACACCUCCCGAUUCCGCCCAGUUCCCGCGACGAUCGCUCGCCAAACCCCCCCCCUCAUUGUUAAUCCCAUCUUCUUCUUCUUUUUUUCGUCUGUGGCGUUUGAUGCCGUUGCGGUUGAGAGGCGGCGGGGGAUCGAAGCGAGGGAUGCCGGCGCCGCCGACGACGACGCCCAAGGCGCUGGUCCACCAGAGGUUCGGCGCCAAGGCGUGCUACAGCGUGGAGGAGGUGCGGGAGGCCGUCGACGGCGGCUGCCCCGGCCUCGCGCUGCCGCAGCAGACCAGGAGCGUCUACCGCUGCUCGCUCGACCUCCCCGGCCUCACCGUCGUCACCCCGGGCACUUUCCUCAGGAAGAAGGAUGCGGAGCAGGCCGCCGCGCAGAUUGCCCUCGACAAGCUUGGUAUCCAGCCCACAGCAACUGUUCCCAGUAAUCCUGAAGAAGCAUGGGAUGAACUUAUUGCUCGCAUAUCUGGUUUUUUUGCAGAUGAGAACUUCCCCUCAUCGUCUCAUCCUCUUAUUGGUCACAUGUGUGUGACAUUCAGAAGAACUGGUGACCGCUUUGGUAUUAUUCCUCUGUCGGCAAUUGCUGCAUGUGAUGUGAAGAUUAAUACACUGUGUAAACUUAUUGACCCCAAAGCGGAAUUUGAUCCACUCUUGGUUUUAUCAUUAAUCUAUAAUGCUGCCAAAAAAUCUCCUGGUGUCUCUGUUAGUGAUAGCAACUUAUGGAUUCAGAAUCAGAAGCCUUAUUCUCCUGAGGCUGUUGAUGUGGCACUUCAACGUUGGUCUGGUAUAACAGAUCUCAUAGAAGUAGAUGGAAUUUAUGUUCCUUGUGCGAUGGAGGAUGAACCUAAGACAAUAACACUUAGAUUAUCACAUAAUGAACAUUACAUGGUUGAUAUAGUAUCAAGUCUCUCUGCAAAUGAUUCCUCCCAUGCUGUUGUCUCAAGAACAGUUGGCAAAGCAUCUUCUGAGAUAAGGCUAUAUUUCUCAGCUCCAAAUGUGCAAUUUGUUUCAAAGGCGUCAAACAAUGGGGUUUCUUCUCUUGGAGAUGGCAAUAUGGAGUGCCUAAUAAAUAAGCGAGCUUCCUAUAUUUCUGGUCAAACAAUUUAUGGAGAUGCAAUUUUGGCUAACGUUGGAUAUACAAGGAGAGACUCAGAGCUUCAUACUGAAGAUGUCACCUUAUCCACCUAUUACAGGAUUCUUCUUGGCAAAUUACCAAAUGGGAAUUACAAGAUGUCGCGGGACUCGAUUCUGGUGGCAGAGCUUCCAUCUGUGUAUUCUCGUUGUAGUUGGAAAGGUCUUUCUCCGCGAGAUCUCCUCUGCUCAUUUUGUCGCCUUCAGAGACUAGCAGAACCCUGCUUCACUGUCAAUACGACAAGCGCCUAUUGUAAAGUGUUAGGAUCAGCAGUGAGCUCCGAGGAGAUGGAAGUGCGAAAGAAUACGGAAAAUCAAUAUGCUAGCGAUGGAAGUAAUGGCAAGGAGAACCCAGAUAUGUUCAAAUGCGAGGUCAAAAUAUAUUCAAAGAUGCAGAAAAUUUUACUAGAUUAUUCGACAGCUGAUACUUGGACCAAGGAAUCCGAUGCCAUUCACAAUUCUUCAUUGAAGGUCUUGAUUUGGUUCCAGAGUUCUUUGAAGCAGCUGAACAACCAUGGGCAGAAGCUCUCUCCUUCUAAGAGCACUGAUGGCUUCACGAUCUAUCCAGAUAACUUUAUGCAUGAAUUUGCCAUGUUCUUAUCUAUUUAUGGUAACACAGGUGGUGAUGAAUCAAGUACAUGCUCUACAGUCGGAUCGGUUUCUAUGGAUACAUCAGAGCAAAAAAAUGAGAACAAUGCAAUUUUAACACAAAUUGAGGGUUCGGAUUCUGGUAUUUUCCCAACCCAUGGAUCAUUGGCUUGCAUAAGCUAUACUGCUUCCUUGGUGGUGAAGGACAAAGCAAAGAGAUAUCUGCUAGAAAGCAAUAAUGAGUUUGAGUUUGAGAUAGGGACUGGAACUGUUAGGAAUCAGCUUGAAUCAUGCGUAACUCAGCUCUCAGUUAAUCAAAGUGCAUGUUUCAUAGCUGAACUGCCUCCUACGGAUUUGAUCCUGGCCACAGCUACUAAGUUCUCUCAUGACCUUUCCAAGAUAUCUAGAGACAACUGCUGCCUGGAGUUCUCUGUAAAGCUAUUGCAGGUAACUGAACCAUUAGAAGAUAGAAUGGAAAAAGCCUUAUUUAACCCCCCUUUAUCUAAACAAAGAGUGGAAUUUGCUGUUCGGUACAUCAAUGAACUACAUGCUACCACACUGGUUGAUUUUGGCUGCGGAUCUGGUAGCCUUCUUGAUUCUUUGCUAGAGCAUCCGACAUCCCUUCAAAAAAUUGUUGGCGUUGACAUUUCUCGGAAGGGUCUCACACGAGCAGCAAAGAGCCUUCAUCAGAAGCUGAGCAGGAAAUCAUUGAUGCAGACAAGUGUUCCAACAGCUGUGCUCUAUGAUGGUUCGAUAACGGAUUUUGAUUCUCGCAUAUAUAGAUAUGACAUUGGUACCUGCCUUGAGGUGAUUGAGCACGUAGAGGAGGAUCAAGCAAGUUUAUUUGGUGACGUUGUCCUGAGUUCUUUCUGCCCGACGGUGUUGAUUGUUUCAACACCUAACUAUGAAUACAACCCUAUUCUCCAGAGGUCAGCUAUGCCCAACAAGGAAGAGGAGCCAGAAGAAAACGCUGGUCCCUGCAAGUUCCGAAACCAUGACCACAAGUUCGAGUGGACAAGGUCCCAGUUCCAGCACUGGGCUACCGGCCUCGCAGAGAAGCACAACUACAGCGUCGAGUUCAGUGGUGUUGGCGGCUCAGGUGAGGAGCCAGGCUACGCUUCCCAGAUUGCUGUCUUCAGAAGAAUGGCAUCGAGUCAAGAGGAGACUUGCCAGGACAGAGAGCUGCCUCAACCUUAUGAGCUUCUCUGGGAGUGGCCAAAUGCAUCGCUGCCAUCUCACUGAGUUCUGGUGGUAUGACCGUAGGAGAGACCCCGACUCGUAACUCUUCACCGUGCUUGUAACUGAGGUGGAGAUUGGUACUGUAGUUGGCACUAACUUGUGAGUUGUGAUCGGUAGGAAACUCAAACUCAGAUUGUGUCGCUGGAUAUUGGUGGCUUAAUAAACUGGUUUCGUCUGCAAAAUCUCUGAUAGUUUCCAAAUCCUAUUCCC